CUUCGCGUCAACCGCCACUCCGGACGCAACUUGAACUACCCCAAAGCCAUCAUGCGACUGGUCCUCGACAAGAUUGGAGUCGUGCUCGAUCGCACGCAGUAUCAUACCGCACUUUCGACUGCCAACAUGUUUGCUCGGCUGCUGACGACACGCUCCCACCGAAACCUGCGCUCAACGGUUGCGCUUGGAAAGGGCACUGGGAAGGUGUGGUUCCAGUACGCGGCCCGCACCGUCCUGGAGGACGUGCAACGUCGAGCCAAAGCCUGGUCUUGGCCAGCGAUCAAGGCCCGUCGUGACACGCGUGUCGAUUACAAAAAGCUGUACAUGAGCCUCCUGACUCUACGCCAGCAAACAACGUCCGAAAAGAACGAGGCAAAGAUUUUGCAGGCGCUUGAGAAAGCCGAGGAGCCCAUGCAUGUCGACGACGUUUUGCGCUACCGUCAGCAGUGCGACCUGCAGCUUCGCAAGGAAGAGCUCAUCAAAGCCAAGGCACUUCUCCAACAGCAUCAGCAAAAGCAAAGCAACAGCUCGUCCUCGUCGUCCUCUGCCGUCGCUUCUCCCGCCCCUGUGGUCACCGGCGGGUUCUUUUCCAACUUUUUCAAGAGCAAGGCCGAAAAGGAAGUGGAUCGCAAGCGCCAAGAACUUGUCAACAAGCUGCACCAGCAGCAACAACAGCAGCAAAAGCAACAACCAGAGGAAGUCACCGCCUCGUCCUCGUCUUCCUCGUCCUCGUCCUCGUCCUCGCCCUCGUCGUCCCAGAUGACCGAUGCUGAGCGCAAGUUCUUGUACAGCGCCAUCGACUACAAUGAAGACGAGGAUGUCACCACCUCUGCAAGCUCUCUCCUUCCCAAAGAUUACGUUGCCGUCAAGGUUGCCGUUGAGGUCGAGCGCAACCUCAGUGUUUCGAUCAAGGACGGAGCAAGCACUGUUGCUGUUUUAGCCCUGGACAAGCCCGAGCUGCACCUCUUACAGCGACCUGGCGCGGAAGCUCUGGGAGUGGCUGUGAACAUUGCCGACAUGGAAAUCUCCUCGCCGUGCGCAAAGAGCGCGCGCUUCCCGUUCGUUCUGCGCCGAAGCCCGUCAACUUUGACCAACAGUAACAGUAGUGCCGCCACGCCAGCCCUUUUCUCGGUCAUGUUUGAGAAAAACCCGGCCAGCGGUGUUGCAGAUGUGCUGGUCAAGGCAACCUCGCGACCGAUCGAGGCAGUGUACAGCCGGGCGCUCGUCGAACGUCUGCUCGCCUUCGUUGCCCUCCCGGCAUCGCUUCGUGUGGACGAUGUGUCUGCGGCCGCUUGGCGACGCUUCGAGUCGUUGCAGCACUCAACCCGUGCUGGUCUCGAGCACGCCAUUGCCACACAUAAAACCAUUCAGCUGGACAUUGACCUGCAUGCGCCUCAAAUUCUCAUCCCAGCGCAUCCGCGAAUGGCUACUUAUAGCGGCUCCGAUUUCGACGCCCUUCAUUCAUCUGAUGCCGCGCAAAUGGUCGUGAUUGAUCUUGGCAAGCUCAAUCUCACGAGCAAGCCUCAGACUGCUGGUGCGGAAGACUUGCGUGCAGCCACGCUGGAGCAAGUUCGCGAGCUGGUCUACGACCGAAUGGAUUUGAAAUUGCAAAACAUUCAAAUCUUUCUGGCAUCCUCGCGGAGCGAAAACGAUGCCCUCUGGCGUAAGGCGACCUCUUCAGCCGCAGCCAACGCACCGUCAACAUUAGAGAUGGUCGCCCCGAGCGCAGUCUCGUCCUUGCUUCAUCCCUUCACAGUUGCGCUACACCUUCAGGUCUGCAAGGCUGCCACGCAAGUCGACCUGCCCGUGCUGAAGCUUGAAGGUCGAUUGGACGAUAGCUUGCUGCAAUCGAGACAGCUCAAAGUUGCCAUUUCGGACGACAAGCUUGCUCAGCUGCUAUCCGUCGUGAUGUCGUCCAUUCCAGUCCAACCAUCCAACGCGACACCACGCUCGAUUGCGCCCUCGCCGUCAAGUGCCACCCUGUUGACCGACCUUGCAACCCAAACCUCUGUCAAUCCAGAGGACCUCGUUGCCACCACUAUUGAUGAAGCUUCUGCAGCAGUGAUCAAGGAGGGCGACAAGAACGCCAAACAGCAGCUGGAGGAGAUCCAAAAGCAGAACGAGCAGCGAGUGCUCGCGUUCGUUCACUUCGAGCUCAACUCGAUUGCCAUUGUUCUCUCCAAGUUCCGUCCCAAUGCUCCAGACCUACCUGUGCUCGAGUUGAGCUUGAACGAGGUGGUGUCAACGCUUCAAAAGCGCAGUCACGACCUCUCGCUUAAAGCCAGUGUCGGAGGGCUGAGUGUCAUCGAUCGGCUCGCCGAAGCAUCCCCCACAUCGUCAACGUCGUCUUCUUCUGCAACGGGUGCUCCUCAUGCUGCUCUUGGUGAGCCGACUUACAUUGUCAGCUCGUCAUGGCAAGGCUCGGGCGCGCGCAAUUCGUCCCCCUUGAUGGACUUUGCACUGAUGCAAAUUCAGCCCGAUUCGACACAAUACAACAAUGUUGAUGUUGCCGUCAACGUCAAGUUUGGUCAACUGGGCGUCGUCCUGCGGAACGAGUCGCUUGUCGACCUCUUGCGGUUUGCGCUGCACGAUCUCCAACCCACCCUGGCCAAGUCUGCUUCGCCCUUCCAGCCCUCACCAGCUUCAACCGUUGCCGCCGCCGCUGGCACCAGUCCCGCCACUGCAACUGCUGCUCCUGUGACCACAACGGCAGCCUCAAGAGGCUUGAGCAAGCUUGAAUCGCAAUUUGCCAAGCUGCUGCCGUCUGCCCCGCGUUCGACUCGUCCAAAGUCGCCCGUCGUGCAAUUUGCCGUUGCAGCGACCGUUGAGCAGGUCCAGGUUGUGCUGAAGCGCGAUAAUGCCAGUCUAGUGACGACCGCGGUUGCAGGACUUGCAGUUCAGGCGUCGCUCGGCCGCGACGACGUGACCCUGAAGGCGUUGCUCAAGUCUGUCAGCAUUGAAGAUCACACGGCCAAGAAUGCCCUCCACCAGCAAAUCCUUUCAGUCCUCCACACAGUUGACACGGCUGGAGGAGAACUGUUCGAGCUGCACGUUCAUAGCUUUUUGCCUGGAUUUAUCGGACCUCAAAAUCCUCACGAAGUCGACAUCAAGGUCCGAGUGAACGGCCUGCGACUCGUAGUCAUGCGCCGCUUCAUCUGCAAUGUGAUCAACUUUGCCGUUCCGUUCCAGCGUGCACUCGCCAACUCGUCGCCUGCCUCUGAAUCAUCAUCAGCGAAAAGCAAGGCCACCCCAGCUUCCCUCGCUACGCCGUCAACCGCCUCGGGUGCCGCUCCACCAACUGCCUCUUCCGACCCCUCUGUGGCCGGGGAGAUUCUGCUUCACCGUCCUUUGCCUCGAAUCAAGCUCGAUGCGCAAAUCCAAGCGCCUGCCAUCAUUGUGCCCCAAUCCUCGAACGAUUCGCGCUGUCUUGUGGCCAACUUUGGUCGCAUCGAGGUGACAAAUGGCUUCACCGUGGCUGGUCAAGACAUUCAGACCUACAUCGACACGAUGAAAGUCAAUCUGACCUCAUUGAGCGUCUCCAUCCGUAACUUGAGCCGUGACGACGGGCCCGCUUCAGCGCUCAGCUCCCCACCCAGCCUUGGAAAUAUGCUCACGACGACGUCGUCCAAGCCCGGGACACUCCUCGGCUCUCCGGCCUCUCCUGUCUCGCCGUCGGCAUCAUCCACAUCGAUUGGCAAUACGUCAAGCGUCGAGCUGAUUUCGGACGUCAAUGUGGCAGUUGGCAUUGAGCGCGUGCUCAAUCCCGCCUACCGCGCGCAACCUCAAAAUCAAGUGGCCGUGCUCAUUCAGGACAUUCAGCUGGCAAUCCGCCAGGCCGACUACGUGUUUGUCCUCCUGACCCUUCAGGGCAACUUUAAGGAAGGCACGAUCGAUGUGAUUGAACCCGAUGCAGCAGAAGUCAAGCUGCAGCUCGCACAACAGCGUGCUCUGGAAAAGCAACUCCGCGCUGAUGAAAAGCGACAGAAUGCCCGUCCCGACCGUCUCAAGGCACAGGAUGAAGCUCCGUCGUCGUCUUCUGCCUCUGGUGCUGUCGACGAAGGCUGGACUGUUGCCGCUGUCCAGUUUACCCUCAAGAGUGUUCAGCUUGCCCUCGUCCAAGAGCUGGCGCCAGAAGUUUCCGCGCAGGUCGCGGUGGCGCGCAUUGUUGGUGUGUCUGGCAAUCUCUCCGUGUCCAGUGAGAGCUUUGUUGAACUGCAAACGCGCAUUGAUGCAGUCCAGAUCGAAGACACCCAUCCGCUGCAUGACUCUGUUGUGCCAGCCUUCCGCAAGGUGAUGGACAUGGUGCCCGACCCGCGCGCGAGCUCAAGCGCUCUGGCAGCGCUUGUUCCUCCUGCACUGACCCUCCGCUUCCAACAGGGCCUGUUCUCUCAAGCCAUUUCGGCUUCCUGCCGCGGGCUGUGUCUCACGUUGUAUCCCACCUUCCUGAUGACGCUCAAAGAGUUUUUGGACACUGGCGUUGAGAUGAUGGACCUUGCAACUGCCACCGCCGAGGAGGAGGCCUUCCAUCAGGCCACAGACGCGACCGAUUCGGAAUUGCUCAAGGAGGAAGAGUUUGAGCUGGAGCGCCUGACUGCUCGACAACGCGAGGCGCUGGAGCGACUGCUUCGUGCAAACCGUCGCGCCGCCAAGCGCGUCGAGCAGCAACGGCGUGUCGCUGCAACCGCCAACACGAGUCGGUCGGUCAAGAUUCAGCUCACCAUCAGCGAGCCGCAGAUCAUCUUGAUUGAAAACCCCAACAGCGCCUACAGCCACGCCAUGUCGUUGAGCUCGGAAGUCGCCGCCAAUUUCGCAAUGAGCCAUGGCCAGAGCAACAUUGACACGCAAAUCACCGAUUUGACCGUGCGCUCGGGCGCUGCCCUUGUCCUGCACAAGCGUCUGCAGCGCGAACGCCGCAAUGCCUCCACACCUGCGCCAAGCGUCACCUCUGCAAUGAAGCCUGCAUCUGCUGUUGAGACGUCCUUCUCGGCUGAAGACAUUGAGGCUCUCAGUCUCGGCGCCACCAACAUGCUCGCCCCGUGCUCUUUGCAUCUGUGGCUCAAGGCAAACCCGCCGCCUGCGACCGGAGGCUUGCAAACCGACCCGCUGGUGUUUACCGUGUCCUACCAGGACCUGGUAACCCUGGCGUCCAUCGCAACGAUUUUCUCGACACUGGCCGCUGCCGCGUCCGGCAUGCAAAACAUUGCCAACAUGUCCGAAGAAGUUCGGCAAAUCCAUGAGUCUCUUGCUGCAAUUCGCCAGCGCAAACGUGAUCGGCAGCAGUCCGCCGUGCGCGUGUACGAGUGCCAUCCGGCGAGCAAGUCGCAGUGGUUUUUCGGCUCGGACGGCAGCUCUGAUGACGCCAUUUCCGUCGAUUCCAUGAGUGUCGCAAGUGUCCAAAGCGACACGGAUUCCGCCAUCAUUGAAACGUUUGACAUCUUCACGGAACCAAUCACGCUGACGCUCGUUGAUGACUGUAAUGGACGCCACAACCCUCUUUACGCCGUCAAGGUGGAAGUGAGCGGCGCCGUCAACAACUGGACGACUUUGAUUGGUGGCGCGUUGCAAGUUUCGCUUGGUGCAUCGUUCUUCAAUUCUGCGAUCGAUGUUUGGGAACCCGUGAUUGAGCCGGUUGCUGUCGAUGGCAAGAUGGUGCCGUGGACUGUUUCCAUUAAUCUGGAGCAGCAACGCAACUCGGACCACACCCUGCUCAACCUCAUCGCACUGACCACCUUGCAGCGCUUGGAGCUUUCCCUUGAGCACUCUGCACUGGAGCAAACUGUCAACGUGGCCAGUGAGUGGGCUGCAGAGCUUGGAGCUGUGCUCGGUUCGGUCAAGCAGCAAACCGCCGUGGCCAUCGCACGCUCCAAGUCAGUGUCCACCUCGGCGUCCUCCAGCGCUCUUUCUGCCAUGUUGGCCGAACCGUCGGCUGCGUCAUCGGCUCGUGCGCCCGCCAAGUUUGCGGUUGCCUAUCGCCUGGCCAAUCAGACCGGUGUCGCGAUGCUGUGGUGCCGCGCCCAUACCAUGCCAAAGCAAGGCCAUCUUGCGGUUGGGCGUGAGGCCAACGCUGCGCUGUUUAUCUCCGAGUCCACGUUGGCUGAGGCGAGCGAUUCCACGGCUUCAUCGAAAGCAUCGCCCACACUCAAAGCGCAAGAACUUGAUCGCGCCAAAGAGCUCCUGUUCCGGCUCGAGCACGGACAGAGCCAACCGUUCUCACUUGUCCAGGAUGCCACGCAGUCCAAUCCUUUCGACUACCGCAGUCGAGCGCAGAAACAACAACAACAGCAGCAGCAAGAACAGGACCGGGCUUCUUCGAGCAAGGCUCCCUCGCAGGCCAACACUGCUGCGCUGGGUCUCCCGUCCAUCUCUAUCGAGUUUGAAGGGUUUGCCCCAUUGAAUGGUGUUCGUGUGGACAAGAUUGGCAGCUUUGUCUACUCGCUCGAGCCGCUUUCCUCCGCCAUGAAGAGUGCCACCGGCGGAGGUGUUGCACACGUUGCGUGCCACGUCGAGCUCGAGCAAGGCGUGAAAACGCUCAAGUUCCGCUCGCCCUACGUUGUGGAAAACCACCUCCCCGUGUCACUCGCGCUCGGAAAGCGUCGUGUCUCGGCAAAACCGUCGAGCCCAGCCGACAUUGACGACUUUGUCGUCCUUGCUCCAGGCCAUGAUUUCCCGCUGCCGCUGCAUGAGAUUUCUGCAAUUGAACGACUGCACGUCCGGCCGAUUUCAGCCUCGAACGACCCCUCCUCGCUCGCCCAUGAGUGGUCAAACUUUGCGUUGGACUGGUCCCCGUGCAGCCUUGUACAGGCAGAGAAUCGCACGGCCGCGCCAGUGGUCGCAAGUCAGCGCGCGCUUGUCCGAGUACUGAGCUGCUCUGUUGGAAACGUGCCCAGCUUUUACAUGGCGACAAACCCGAUUCGGCAUCCGCUGGAGACGCCGGAUCAGUUUGGCACGUCAUUGCUCCACGCGGCCACCGCUCUGGCCAUUCUGCCCCCGCUCAUGUUUGUCAACUUGCUGCCAACGCCUGCAUCCUUUGCCAUCUCAGACAGCACGACGCAGCAAGCUGUCAGUUACACGGAGGGUGUUGUGUUUGGCCAGCGCCUCCCGCUCUUUGACGUUGACAUUACGCGCGACUUGGUCGUGAGCGUCGAGCUGGGCCAGACGGCCAGCCAGCUGGGUCAUGAAGAGUCCUUCCGCUCCGAGCCGACCCUGUUCCAUUCGCGAAACAGGCCGCUCAACGUGGACAGCGUGCGACUUGCUCUGCGUGACAUGUCCAACGCCAACUGCGCCUUGUCGGUCAGUCUCUGCAACGCGCCAGUGGUCGGACAACAGGGUCUUGCAGGCCUCGAGUUCUUCCUCCAAUGCCCGUACUGGAUUGUCAACAAGACGUCCAUGCCGCUGGCCGUGCACCAGGCCCUCGCUGGUGACGCUGUCGGUCAAUCGACCAUCCGCACCAUCCAGCCCAACGCCUCGCCGGUCAUCUUUGCAUACGGGAAGGAUGUGCUGUUCUCGAAAAAGAAGGCCGCGUUGGCCGUCCUCCCCGCUCCUUUGAAGGCCGGCGCGCCUUUGCCAGCCGCCUCCAGCCUGUCAUGGAGCGAACCAUUCAGCAUGGACGCUGUGGGCAGCUCGGGCAUCGUGCGCGCCAAGUGGGAGGUUGAAACCGCGCCCAACCAACGGUCGACCAUGUCGUCCGAGUUUGCCGUCAGCCUUCAUUUUGGUGCUGCGCGACUGAGUCGCGUUGUGACUUUUGCACCACGGCACACCCUGAUCAACCACUGCGGUACCGAUGUCUUGUUCUCGUGCUUGUCCUCCGACCAAGAGAAUCAGCAACUCAGCCAGGACAUUUUGUCGGGACGUGGUGCUGGUGCUGGUGCUGGUGUCUUGCCCUGUGGGACGGGAUGGAUUGCACGCCAGCAGCGGCAGCCAGUCACCUGGCUCGAAGGGGCAGGGCGCAAGCUCCGUGUCCGCAUUCGCCUGCCGGAUGGCUCGCUGUCUCUUCCUUCGGAGCCCUUCUCCAUUGAUGCUCCGGGUACGCUCGUUUUGAAGGUGAUUCAUCAGGACACGAAUCAAAUCGUCGGCAAUGUUUCAAUCUUGCAGGUCGAGGUCGCCAUGUCCGAGAGCACCGUCUCUGCGACCCUGUCCAUCAACAACAAGGCUGAGCAAGUCCGCGUUGAAAACCACACGCGCUCCUCGACCUUGCUCUUCCGCCAACAGCAGCCAGAGUCCAACAGUGCGGCUGCUCCCCACCCGUUGCAUCGAGUGGGCGCCCAGUACGCCAUGCCGUACGUGUACGACUCCUUUGAAAGCAAGCACUUGCUGCACGUCAAUGUCGCGGAAUUCAAAAUGCAGGAAGUCGACUUGGACUUGGACACUUUUGGCGUGACCGAGCUGCGCGAUGCGUCGUCACGCAAGCUCAAAACCGCUCCAACGCUCGAAACGCUAGACCUGGACGAUUUCGACGGGACCAUUUACGCCGUUGUCUUCCCGGACGGACCUAAACGAGUGGUUCUCUUCACGGACGAUCAGAACGUCUCCAAGCGGCUAGUCGCGUUGUUUGGUCUCUCUGUUCUGGAACAAAUCAGCAGACGCUCUGUGCGUGACACGGCCCAUCUUCAAGUGGAUGUUCGCCUUGCUGGAGUUGGCAUUUCGCUGUUGCAAAGCAAUCCGCGUCCCCGCGAGCUGUCUUACAUUUGUCUCGAUACGAUUUCCAGUGAUAUCGUGCUGUCGGAUUUGGCUCAGCAGCUUCGCUUCUCGCUGCAACGCCUGCAAGUGGACAACCAGAGCUACAGCGCCCGAUUCCCGUGUGUGCUCUCCCCAACUCCGGUUGCCAAACGCGACACGCCUGUUGAUUCGUCAGCCAGCUCCUCGACCACGUCACUGAACUCGGCUGCCGCCGACCAGAGCGCUCCGGCCCUUUCGGAUGCACCUCCAUUCGUGCAGGCGCUGAUCGUCAAGUCACCGGCGCACGGCGCUGCCAAUGUCCUCCUUUUCCGGUACAUUUCCAUUCUCAUUCAGGCCAUGGACGUCAAGCUUGACGACGUGUUUUUGAUGGACGUGGUCGAUUUUGCCCUGAUUCGUGCGGUUUCGCCGGCUGUUCUCGCCGCGCGCCAAGCCUCGCGACUCGCAAUCAUGGAUGGCAACAAUCGCGCUAGUGCCGCGCGCACUGCUACUGUUGCCCAACAAGGAUCGCAGCUGCUCGCCCAGCCAGCUGUGGAGGCGCUUGAGGAGGAACUGCAGUGGAGCCGGUCCUUGCUCGUGGCCUACGACACCACUAGCAGCAGCGUGGUAACCGCGUCCGCGCACAGCUCACAGGCUGUCUCGCAUUCCGCCUCCACUGCGAGCGAUCUCAAUAGUUUGGCCGGAACCUCAUCCAUCUCUUCGCAGCAAGCCCAUUCCGAAAAGCCGGCAGCCCCGAGUUUGCGUGUGUACAUUGAGUAUCUUGAGCUCCAACCUCUCCGCUUCAACUUGAACUUUAGCUUGGUUGGAAGCAGCAGCAACAGCAGCAGCGGCAGCGGCAGCAACAGCAGCACUCCAUCCGAGUCGGUUUCGCGCUCGUCCUCCCACGCGAGUUCCAGCUCUCCUGCACCUGGGAAAUCCAGCUCCGCCGCGCGGUCGCCGUCGCUCGUUGGCUCGGUGCAAUCUGCGACUACCACACUGGUCAGCACGGGUGCGGCGGCCAUUGAGAAUCCCGUGCGACUCAUCUUCAAGUCGAUUGGGCUGACCGUGGCUGACAUUGACAAUGCCCCCAUCCGACUCAACGCUCUGGUCUUGACGCACGUGUUUGAAUCGCAGACUACCCUUGCGGGCAUUGUUGUCACCCACUACCGCGAGUACGUCAUUCGAGAAGUCUACAAGGUUUUGGGCUGCUUUGAUUUCCUCGGCAAUCCAGUGAACAUGUUUACCAAUCUCAGCACCGGUGUCAAGGACUUUUUCUACGAGCCCUUCCAAGGCAUCGUCAAGGGUCCUGGCGAGUUUGGUGCCGGCCUCGCUCGCGGCACUCGCAGUCUGGUCAGCGGUGCGCUGGAAGGCACGAUGGGUUCGGCUGGUCGCAUUACGUCGUCGCUCGGCAAGGGCCUGGCUGCCAUGACCUUUGACGACGAGUAUCGCGAGUCGCGUCGUCAAGCCUUCCAGGAUCGCCCCGAUACAGUGGCUGGCGGUCUUGCGGUCGGCGGCAAGCAGUUUGUGAAGGGCCUUGCAGGCGGUGUGGCCGGUGUCUUUCUAUCCCCGUUUGCUGGUGCCAAGAAGGACGGUGUGGAAGGCUUCAUGAAGGGCCUAGGCAGAGGCCUGGUGGGUGUUGUGGCCAAGACUGUCGGCGGCAAAUGUGGAGUUGGACACGGGAACGCUCAAGAAGCAUAG
This is a messenger RNA of Capsaspora owczarzaki ATCC 30864, 10350 nucleotides long. RefSeq lists its product as hypothetical. Gene Ontology annotation, cellular component: extrinsic component of membrane. Lineage: Eukaryota; Filasterea; Ministeriida; Capsasporidae. The record is from RefSeq and is a predicted model, not a curated record. The transcript has 4 exons. Gene Ontology annotation, biological process: protein targeting to vacuole; protein retention in Golgi apparatus. The annotation marks the transcript as partial.